GUGAUAUGCCAGUAAUGUUACUAACCGCGAGAAUCAGCCAAUCACAUUGGACAUUUUUUUUCCGAAAUCACGGUUCACGUUAUCACGUUGGAGUACAAGCUGUUCGAUAUUGGACUAUAACAAUACUGUACAACUACAAGCAGUACAAGCUCAUCUACUGGUUUGUGAAGUUAAGUCUUAAGUAUACGGGAUUUAUAUUGGACAGUCGUGACUUGUGACACAUACUUUAAUGAAUAAAAUUUUCUAUUUUAUAAUAAAUAUUUUUAAAUGAAUCGUGGUUGUAAUGUCAUUUAGUCAUUCAAUUAAAGUAUUUUUGAGUGUUUAAACUACCCCAUCUUUUUUUUAAGUAUUUAAUAUUUGAUAAGCGACAUUAAGAAAUGUGUAGUUUUUAACUACAAUAUUACUCGAUAGUUUUUAUUCGAUAAUUAUUGCUUUGGUUCAAAAUAUUUUUACUUAUAAUUUGCAUACAAUGGACCAAGAAAAUCAGAGUGUUAUUUAUAUCGAAAAUUGGAAUGAUUUAUGUCGAUUGUGUCUCCGCAAUGAACAAAAAUUACAAAAUUUGUUUUUCGAAGGAACCCUUUUGGAAAAUGUUCAAGAAGUUACUAAUCUUCAUUUUAAUGUCGAGGAUUCUUUACCUAAUUCUAUAUGCAAAAUAUGUAUCGACCAAGUUAAUUCAUUUGUUGAAUUUCGAGUAAGAUGUAAAGCUACAGAUGAUUGGCUACGAAAUGAAGGUGCGAUUUUGGAUAAUGAACAUAAGGGUUCAAUAAUAAUUGAUUCGGAAGAAAUAAAUAAUAAAGAUUUAUUGUUAGUGGAUCCAAAUCAAUAUGAAGAGCAGUUAAUAGAUGAUCCAGAACCUGUCAAUGAUAAGCAAUUAGUUGAAAAUGAAAUUGAGUUAUCACAUUGUAUUGUUCAAACAGAAGAGGUAAUGCAAAUGUCUGUUAAAGAAGAUGACACAUUAGAAACCAACUCGAGUGAACAUCAAUGUGGAAUUUGUGGUAAAGAAUUGUUGUCUGCAUAUACACUUGCAAACCACAUGCGUUCUCACACAGGAGAGCGUCCUUAUGGGUGCAGUGUAUGUGAAAAAUUUUUCAAGACUAAAUCCAAUUUGAAUGAACACUACCGAGUCCACAAUCCAGAGCUGCGUUGGAUGAAGACGUCGAGCAGGGACAUCCCGUCUAUAACCAGAGUGACGGUCACUUCUGAAGACAUACUGACGUGUGGUCAGUGUUCCAAGGUGUUCGUGUCGCUGGACGAGUUGUCCGCACACGAACGCGCCCACGAUGAGCAACGGGAACAGCCGGAACAGCAACCACUGACGGUCGAGACGACUAUUGCAACGUCGGUGGCAUCGGCUUCGACGUUCACGUGUGAACAGUGCAACAAAAUGUUCACGUCGAAAUUGCAACUGUCCGCGCACAUAGGCAACAACUGUUCGGACGGCGGGGACCGGCAGUGCCCAUACUGCGGCAAGCAGUUCCGGUCGGUGGCCACGCUGGAGAACCAUAAGCGGGUUCACACCAGGGAAAAACCGUUCGCGUGCGAGCUGUGCGCCAAGGCGUUCCGGACCAAGGGCAAUCUGCUCGAGCACAAGCGCGUGCACAACAACAGUCUGUGGCUAAUGAAGAGCAACUCGAAGAUGAUGACCGACGCCGGCACGGGCGGCGGCGACCAGCGGUUCCAGUGCACGUACUGUUCGAAACCGUUCCGGACGUACACGGCACUGUUGAACCACGAGCGCGUGCACACCCGCGAAAAGCCGUUCGAGUGUUCCGUGUGCGGCAAAUGUUUCCGCACCAAGUCCAACCUGACGGAGCACAUGAAAGGCUGUCACGACAUUGACUCGUCCGCUUGUGGCUCGGACGAAGUGCAAGUGUUCACGUUCAAAACCCAUUCGAUGGUGACCGCCGGCUCCGAGCUGGGGCCUUCGUGACGACCGCCACUGGCUUGUCGCCGUUCCGCGUUCGCCAAGACGCAGCCAUUGUGACGAUGACUUUUGUCAUUCGUAUUAAUUAAGCAUUUAUUAUAUUACACAAUUAUUAUAGAAUCGGAACAUCAUUUUUACAAGGAUUUAUAUACGUAACUAUAGCCCAUAGUAAUGUUAUUUUGGUAUAUAUUUAAUAAUACAGUUACACGUAAAACAAUACAAUAUAAUUUACAUUUUAUUCUUUUGCAAAUACACAUUUACAUGAUAUAAUAAUAUAUUAUUUGUGUAUACAAUAAUAUAUAUAAUAUUAAUUCGACGUUUAUUGUUUAAUCAAAUUUGCGGCGAUUAUAAUAACUAUAUAAUAAUAUAAUAAUAUUCUGUACUUAAAUGUUCGUUUAGCUAUGAUAGUUAUAGUUAUAAUAAUAAUAAUAAUAAUAAUAAUAAUAAUAAUAAUAAUAAUUAAUAAUAAU
Molecule: messenger RNA, 2394 nt
Organism: Myzus persicae (green peach aphid)
Lineage: Eukaryota; Metazoa; Arthropoda; Insecta; Hemiptera; Aphididae
Product: gastrula zinc finger protein XlCGF26.1-like
Exons: 4
Coding region: 470-1930 (486 amino acids)
Biological process (GO): regulation of transcription by RNA polymerase II
Cellular component (GO): nucleus
Molecular function (GO): zinc ion binding; RNA polymerase II cis-regulatory region sequence-specific DNA binding; DNA-binding transcription factor activity
Source: RefSeq, a predicted model, not a curated record